GACUUGAGUGUGCGAGAGACGGCGACUAGAGCCGCCGAUUCACCUGCACUCCGUGAGGGGGGACGGACAUCCACAGCAGCCGGCCAGCAUCCCAGCUGGGCGCUGUGGUGGAGCUACUACAUCAGACAGACAGACAGGACAGGAGAAGGUUUUCAGAACCUUACUCUGGGAAAAAAAACACACACACACACACACCGUAGCUGAGAUGAAAGUGCAAUAACACACCUCAGAGCUUUUCUCACAAACUGUCUCCAGACACGGGGACACUUUCAGCAGCGACACGACGUCAAACAGCACUCCGCUCCACAACUCUCCAAACCCGCACCUGCAGGAAUUUCCGAUCAGUUCAUCGCAACAAUGUACCGCUCAACCAAAGGAGCAUCCAAGGCUCGACGGGACCAGAUCAACGCCGAGAUCCGGAACCUGAAGGACUUGUUGCCCAUAACCGAUGCAGAUAAAGCUCGGCUCUCAUACCUGCACAUCAUGUCACUCGCCUGCAUGUACACCAGGAAAUCCGUCUUCUUCACCCAAGAAGCGGGAACAGCCGCUGGCAGCCUCGAGGAAAGCACGCAGUUUCUGUCUUUCCAUGAACUGUCAGAGUUGGUGCAGGCGUUGCCGGGCUUUCUGAUGCUGCUGACUGGAGAAGGGAAGCUCCUGUACAUGUCAGACAGCGUCUCUGAGCAUCUUGGACACUCCAUGGUGGAUCUUGUGGCACAGGGCGACAGUGUGUACGACAUCAUCGACGCCUCUGACAGCCUGACCAUGAGGACCAACCUGUCAACCUCUACAUCACUUGAGAUAGAUCGUCUCUUCCGCUGUCGUUUCAACACCUCAAAGUCAGUGCGGAGGCAGAGUGCUGGGAACAAGCUGGUUCUGAUCCGAGCUCGCUGCCUUUCUCCCCCUUCCACUUCUUCAGCCGCCGGGUCCUACUGGACCUCCAACCCCGUGUGGGUGUGUUUCUGCUCCCCACUGGAGAUGCACCCGACCCGGUCCGGCCCCGGGGCAGAGAGGGAGCUGACCUCCACCCCUCCACUGGCUGAUACCAACUUGUUUCUGACCUGCUUCUUCUCCCAACAUGGCCGGGACAUGAGGCUGGAGACAGCGCAGGACAGUGUGAGCGCCUAUCUUGGCUUUGAUGUGACAGCUUUACGAUCCCGCUCCUGGUACAGCCUCCUCCACCCACAGGAUCUGUCACAUGCCUCCGCUCAGCACCGUAGCCUAUUGAGGGAGGGAGGAGAAGGCAGAGCUGAGAUGGUGGUGCGUGUGCAAGCUCAGGACCAGUCAUGGGUUUGGCUGUACAUGGUGCUACAGCUGCAGCCGGGAGAAUUCCCCAUCAGCAGCAACAACUACAUCAUCAGUGAGUCUGAGGCCUGGUCAGUGCGUCAGCAGCUCAACACAGAGCAGACCCAGCUGACCCUGGUUCUGACCACUGGCACCUCCCAGCAAGAGAGUCUGAGUCUGCAGUCCCCAGACACCCUAUCCAGCCCAGACCAGGUCUUCACCCCAGGCAGCAGCGGCCUGUCGGCACAGUCCUUUGACUUCAGCACCACUGGCUGCAGUGUGGGCUCCUCUGAUGAACCGGGCAGCUCGGCUGCAGAGCCCAUGCAGGUGGAGGGUGACCCUCGCUCCAGCAUCUCCUCCCUGGAGGAGGAAACCUUCUUCCAGCAGCAUCCUACGGAGAGCCCCUCCGCUGCCUCCUCCCCCACCCCGGUUACUGUUGAAACAGUGACAGACUUGGACUUUUUGACCCAAAACAUUCUCCUCCCGCCGUCCUUCCAGCUUGAGCCCCCGCUGCCAUCUCUCCCCCUGCCUCUCCCACCUGUCCCCACCUCAGAAGCUCAGCAGACCAAAGAGUUUGUCUGCACACCGCCCUACACUCCACACGUCAGUGGGGCCAGCUUCCCGUUUGGUGAACCCCUCUUCAGCUUCGACCCCACUGGCACCACCACACCUCCGCUCUCUGCUACAACAGCCACGGCCACCACCUCGUUGGCCCCUUCUGCGCCCUCCACUGCCCCUCCCACUACCACCUCCAGCCCUGCUCCACCCACCACACUGUCUACCAAGCUUCCCCUCACUCUACCAACUCUCUCCACUGACCUCCUCUUCCCAGUGGAGCCAUGCAGUGGCUCCCUGUAUGAGAAGCUGCCCCCUACACCUGACAGCCCUGGAGAUGGUGACUGCACAGUCAUGACACUGCCCGAAGUGCGGGGUCCACUGUAUGUAGAUGUACCACUGGGGCCACUCCAGUGUCCCCCCGAGGGACUCCUCACCCCUGAGGCCUCACCUGGUAAACAGCCCUGCCUCUCCUUCUUCUCCUUGGAGAGAGAAAGGGAGAAAGAAAGAGCAGAGAUCUCGCUCUUAGCUCAGCACAUCAGCUCAUUGGCAGAGGGAUUCUAUCUAGAUCCACUCCUGUCCAAACUCUCUCCUCCCUCCAUGUCACCCUCAUCCUCUCCUCCCUCCCCCUUCCUGUCCCCCAGCAUAGAAACCGCUGGCGUCGAUUCAGUCCACAUGCCUAGGGAGUUUUAUCCCAUCAAAGCAUGGAGAGGUCUGGACAUUCCCAUGUUCCUAGAUGAUGAUGACUCUCUGUUUGAAGAGAGCAUCCUAGAAACUUUGCUCCAAGACGACUUCGCUCCCCCUCUUCCUCAGUCCCCCUGUCCUUCCUCCCCGUCCCCAUGCACCUCUCCCGUGCCCAACCCCAACAGCCCAGCCUCUCCUCAAACCCCAGUGUACUGGCACCAACCCUCCCAGUUUGAGGGAGUGGGCCACUUCUGUAGCGUCCAAUCGGCGCAAUGUAACUCCACAGCCGGGUGUGGGGCAACUGUGGCCUCCGAGGCUGGGGUGAAGACGGUAGGGGAGGGGCUUGGGGAGGAAGCAAUGGAGAUCGAGGUGGCGUCAUCUCCUAUGUCCUCUUGCUCCUCCAUCCCAGCGUCCCCCCCCCUCAUUCUCACCGUCUCCCCCGGCCCGGCCACUGCCAUGCCCAUCGGCUCGCCCACACCUGCUGUGUCUUGCACUCAGUCCCUCCUGGAGGAACUGGCCGUCCUGGAACCCAUGUUUGGGGCAGGUGCCUCGAUCGCCCCUGGCUUAGGGCAACAACCUGAGUUGUAUCAACUCCAAUGUCAUCCAUCGCCACAGUGCUUCCACAAAGAUGGGAGUGGAAGUGUUCCUCCGUUCUAAAAUAAGUCUGUGACUUACUUCAUUAAGUAUGGCAUAUUGUCAUAUUUUGUGGAGCCACUUUUACUGAAAAGUAAAACAUAAUUAAGUGUAUAAAUAUACAUAAUGUAUAUACAACUUAAGGACUUUAACUCCUACAUGUCUCCUGAGAACAAAGAUUGGCUUGAUAUUUUUGUUCAGUCCAUAGUCUGUAAACUACUACAAAACUGGUGCAACAUUUACACGAUGGUGCGACCGCAUGGACCCAUAACUGACUGGGUUUUGGGCCCAUGUGGUGUCCGUCUUUCAGCUUCUCUGUAACACGAGUUUCAGAUAAUAUAAUCAGACGUCAGAGAGACCACUCUGAACUUGUACGCGCAGUUUUAAAACUUCCAGACGCGCAUUUGUAUUCACUCGUAGUGAAAACUCUGUUGUGAACAAAAAAAGAAAAAGUAAAUUUCUUUGCUAUUUACAAAAUAGCACCUUUUUUUGCCCGGCAUACUACAACGCAAACUCAGACCUCAAAUGUAUUAGGAGGCAGGUGUUUACAAAUUUACAAGCGCAGUAUGAAAACUACGUGUAAAUCAACAGAAGAAAGAUUUCUUGCUGUAAAAUCCACUUAUCAAAACCACUUUUUAAAACUCUGGAUACUUUGAGCUUUGAGUUUGCGCUUGAACAUUUCAUAUUUAUCUCUCCAUUUACGAUCUUGUGUAUCAAUGUGAUGUGCAAACAAAACAAAACAAAAAAAAACAAACAUGUGAAAGAGAUCCUGGCAUGCUGAAGAUCUCACGAAUGUUAAAGGUGUCCAUUGCUUUACAAUGUGUCCUGGCACCUAACACAGAGACGUGUUGCCGGUGAUCUCUGACCUCAUGCCACACAAAUCCACUGCUACGUUGUUCUACUACUGUACAUGAGACUGUGAAUGUGCGCUCUUCAGGUCUGUGCUGGCCUGAAGGCAAGUCAAGCUGGAUAUCCCUGCAGCAUCAAUAUUUGCAAUGCUGGCAGCUUAUAGCGGCUCCUGUGUGCCUGAAAAUGGCCCUGACCUGCUGAACUCUUUAUCAUGUCCAUUCAAACAUGGACAGUGGCAUCGUUGCUCCCCUGGAGCGCGGUGUGGUGACGAGGCACAAUUGACUAUGUGAAUGAGCGAUUCUUCUUUUUUGAGAGGGGUUAGAAAUACUAAAAGUUUUGUUUUAAAAAAUGGAAAAACAAAUAGGGAUUGGGUGCUAUUUCUAUUCAGUUACCAAGCGACACGGGUUGAGAAUGGUACUAUUCCCAUGGUGUCGACGUGCUCACGUAGAGUUGUCUACGGUCAAGUAAAGGAUUGAUUCCUACGUUCUAUAGCUAUUCAAGGCUAAGUUAAUAAUAUACAUGUGUACAAUUAUAUUACUGUAAGUGUGACAUUUGGAACAAAAACAAACAAAAAAAGAUGUUAAUGCAUAUGCAUUAUGUCCGAGGAUGUACGCAUAUGCUCUUUUAUGAAAGGUUGUACACAUUUGUACAUUUGUAUGAACAAAAAGCUGUUAUUGGUCUGUACAUAAUGACAGAGGAAGAAAGAUUUUUAUUGCCUAAGAUGGAAUAUAUUGUAAACAUCUUACUUACUUGCAGAACGGACAUUGUGGACCAGUGUUCUAUUGUGAUGCUUAUAAGUGUAUUUGAUUGUCAUACAAAUGCAUUUAUAUUAAAGUGCACUUAAUGCGG
Molecule: messenger RNA, 4851 nt
Organism: Solea senegalensis (Senegalese sole)
Lineage: Eukaryota; Metazoa; Chordata; Actinopteri; Pleuronectiformes; Soleidae
Gene: npas4a
Product: neuronal PAS domain protein 4a
Exons: 8
Coding region: 358-3177 (939 amino acids)
Biological process (GO): regulation of transcription by RNA polymerase II
Molecular function (GO): RNA polymerase II transcription regulatory region sequence-specific DNA binding; DNA-binding transcription factor activity, RNA polymerase II-specific; protein dimerization activity
Source: RefSeq, a predicted model, not a curated record